Messenger RNA from Ceratotherium simum simum (southern white rhinoceros), 3260 nucleotides. Lineage: Eukaryota; Metazoa; Chordata; Mammalia; Perissodactyla; Rhinocerotidae. The record is from RefSeq and is a predicted model, not a curated record.
UGUGACCACAUGAGAAAGUGCUAAUUGUGUCUCCAGCCGAGAGAGUGGUUGUGUGAAGCUGUGCGAUGACCCAGUGACCCCGAUGUCAUUGACUGUCUUUAUGUCCCUGUUCCCUCCUCAACCGUGCCCAGCCAGGAGCCGAUACGGGGCGGGCAACAGUAGGGUGAGAAUUGCUCACGCUGAGGCCAUUUGUGAGUUCGAGGGUUUCUGGAAGCUUAUGGUUGUGAGGUCUCUGUGGCUGACUGCUCCCUCUACUUGUAGCCACGGGGUCCCAGAUUCCCUAGAAAUGGCCCCUCCCGAUGUGGGACGAUAGAAAGGUGAGUCCCAGACUAAAGAUUUCAGAUAAAGAAACGUGUCUCCAAGUCGCGACCUGAUCUCAGAAUGAGAAUUGUAGAGCCAGAAGCAGCCCCAAGUUCGGGGGGCUGAGAAGAAAGGAGGGAAAAAUCGAGGUAGUAAGAUGCCGCUCUCUCCCCUCAGGAGUCCACCUGGGGAGCCCUUGGGGAUUCUCGACCUCCUGUGGUGCCCAGAGAGGGCCGCUUUGCCCAAGUCUCCCUCUGACCUUCCGCUGAAUGGCUGCUUUAGCUCAAGGGAGUGGAAGUAGAAGAUGUCUAACAAGUCAGGCUGGCCUCAAAGAAAGGCUUGGUGUCUCAGGAUUCAUUAUCCCUUACCUACUAAUGGCCUUCUCCUACACAGGCGACCAGAGAGCAAGGGAAGAGCAACUGUUGGACAACUGAGAGUUUUAUCCGAGGACUCUGCACUUCUGCACGAGAAGAAGCCAGAGGAGGACUCAUAAGUUGCAUUUCUGAGCCAUGCCCCAUAGGUUAGUGUUGUUCGAGGAUGUGGCUGUAGACUUUUCUCAGGAGGAGUGGGAAUGCCUGGAUUUGGAACAGAAGGAUUUGUACAGAGAUGUGAUGUUGGAGAACUACAGCAACCUGGUCUCACUGGGAUUUUCCAUUUUUAAGGCAGAUGUGCUGUCCUUAUUGGAGCAAGGGAAGGAACCCUGGAAGGUUGUGCAGGGUGUGACAAGAAGUCAGAGCUCAGACUGUGGAUCCAGCUGUGAGACCAAGAAUCUAUCAUCAAAAGGAGAAAUUUGUGAAAUAGAAUCAUCUCAAUGGGAGAUAACAGAACAACUUGCAAGCCAUAAGUGUGAGUAUAAAAGUUUUCAAGAUGAUAGGGAAUGCAAAGACCAGUUUGAAAGCCAAUUAGGAAAUAAAGAGAAACUUUUCAGUCAGUUAGUCAUCACUUAUGAAGAAAUUUCCAAUUUUAGCCAGAUCACAUCCCUUACAUUAAAACAGAGAAUUCAUUCUACUGAGAAAUCCUAUGAAUGUAAAGCGUGCAGAAAAUACUUCAUCCAUGGCUUUCAACUGACUGAACAUCAGAAAAUUCAUUCUGAUGAAAAAUUCUAUGAAUGUAAAGAAUGUGGAAAGGCCUUUAUUCAAGGCUCACAACUUACUUACCAUCAGAGAGUUCAUGUUGCUAAGAAACCCUACGACUGUAAGGAAUGUGGAAAAGCCUUUAUUUGUGCCUCGCAACUUACUUAUCAUCAAAGAAUUCAUACUGGGGAAAAACCUUAUGAAUGUAAAGAGUGUGGGAAGGCCUUUAUUCGUGGCUCUCAUCUUACCCAGCAUCAAAGAAUUCAUACUGGUGAAAGAUCGUAUGAAUGUGAUGAAUGUGGGAAGGCCUUUUUUCGUGGCUCCCAACUUACUUACCAUCAGAGGGUUCAUACCGCAGAGAAACCCUAUCAAUGUAAGGAAUGUGGAAAGGCCUUUAUUCGUGGCUCCCAACUUACGGAGCAUCAGAGAAUUCAUACUGGUGAGAAACCCUAUGAAUGUACGAAAUGUGGGAAAGCUUUUAGUUAUGGCUCACAGCUUACUCUACAUAAUAGACUUCAUACUGGUGAAAAACCCUAUAAAUGUAAAGAUUGUGAGAUGUCCUUUAUUCGUGGCUCACAACUUACUGAACAUCAGAGGAUCCAUACAGGUGGGAAACCACAUGAAUGUAAGCAGUGUGGAAAGGCCUUUAACUAUGGCUCACAGCUUAUUCGACAUCAGAGGAUUCAUACUGGUGAGAAACCCUAUGAAUGUCAAGAAUGUGGGAAGUCAUUUAUUCGUGGCUCACAACUUACUGAACAUGAAAAAAUUCACACUGGUGAAAAACCCUUUGAAUGUAAGGAAUGUGGGAAAGCUUUUAUUCGUAGCUCACAUCUUACUCAGCACCAGAGGAUUCAUACUGGUGAAAAACCCUAUGAAUGUAAAGAGUGUGGGAAGGCCUUUAUUUAUGGCUCACAGUUGACUCAACAUCAGAGAAUUCAUACAGGUGAGAAUCCCUAUGAAUGCAAGCAGUGUGGGAAAAUCUUUAUUUGUGCCUCACAACUUACUCUACAUCAGAUUUUUCAUACUGGUAAGAAACCAUAUGAAUGUAAGGAAUGUGGUAAGGCUUUUAUUCGUGGCUCACAGCUAACUUACCAUCAGAGAGUUCAUACUGGUGAGAAGCACUAUGAAUGUAAUGAAUGUGGGAAAGCCUUUAUUCGUGGUUCACAUCUUACUCAGCACCAGAGAAUUCAUACUGGUGAGAAACCGUACAAAUGUAAUGAAUGUGGGAAGGCCUUUAAUCGUGGCUCACAACUUACUCAACAUCAAAGAAUUCAUUCUGGUGAGAAGCCUUAUAAAUGUAAUGAAUGUGGCAAGGACUUUAGACGUCAUUCACACCUUACUCAACAUCAUAAACUUCAUAAUGGAGAAAAACUGCACCAAAAUCUUAGUUUGGUACAUCCUUUACCUGUCUGUCCAUGACAUUCAGCUUUGGAAUGUUUGAAAAUUCAGAUUAUUAAUGUGGGAAUCCUUGUUUAUUUUCACUCAUAAGUAAUUCACUUUCAGAGAAUUCACAGUGAGAAAGGAUAGAUUAAUAUAAAUGCAGAAUCACUUUUCAUUAUAUUUCAUUCUUUGUUAGACAUUAGUGAAUUCAUUAUAAGAUCACAACCCUAAAAUGUAGGCUUCUCUUGUUCAGCAUCAUUCUCUUCAGCAUCAUCUGAGCUCUACCAUUUACCAUGUGUGUGUUCCUUUGGGAAAGUUACCUAACUUUUAGUUUGCUCAUUUAUAAAACAUUAAUAUCAUAUUUCUCAUCAUAGUGUUUUGCAAUUUAAAGGAGUAAAUACAGAUAAAGCCUUAAAGCAAUGUGUAAUACAUAGUUUAUGCUUAAUAAAUGUUAGCUAUUAUUGUAAACAUUUUUAUUUGGUAUUUUAAUCAUAUAUCAUUACAGAA